Messenger RNA from Gastrolobium bilobum, 1837 nucleotides. Its product is annotated as SUN domain-containing protein 1-like. Gene Ontology annotation, biological process: nuclear envelope organization. Gene Ontology annotation, molecular function: protein-membrane adaptor activity. The record is from RefSeq and is a predicted model, not a curated record. Bases 225 to 1619 code for a protein of 464 amino acids. Gene Ontology annotation, cellular component: nuclear envelope. The transcript has 2 exons. Lineage: Eukaryota; Viridiplantae; Streptophyta; Magnoliopsida; Fabales; Fabaceae.
UUCAAAUUCGUAGUCUUCAUUCGUUUCUCUUCGGAUCUCAUAAAAAACACAAAACGUACAGAGUCUCUAAAAUUUCUUCCCCUUCUUCUCACUCUCGUUUUCUUCAUUCACAACCAACCACACAUUAGGGUUUCCAACAUUCCCAUCACUUUCUUUUUCUUUUUUAUUAUUUUUUUAUUUUUAUUGUUUCGGUCUUUGAAUUGAAGUGAUUUUUGGCGAUUCCGAUGUCGGCUUCCACGGUGUCCAUCACGGCGGCGAACCCGGGGGCGCGUCGGAGACCCGUGAUCGCCACCGAGAAGAAGACCACCACCAACAUCGAACUCCUCGCCAACGACGUCGCCGUUUCUCCAACCACUUCUGGCGCCGGCGACGGCAAGGUCCCCUCGUCCGUCAACGGCCGAGACUUGAGCCACCACUCGAUCCACGGAGAAGCAGUUUCUAGGGAUCUGGUGCCGGCGAAGAAGACUGCCGGCGGGAAUUCGGCCGCAUUGCCGCUGCGGCGAACACGGAAGACUCUCGCGAAGGCCGAUAAGCCACGGUGGCUCACGGUUCUGAGCAUAUUCGCGAAGAAUUUCGUGCUCCUGGUAGUACUGGUGGGUUUGAUUCAGUUGGUUCGGCGGUUGGCGUUGAAAUCCGGCGAUGGCGCGGUUGGGAGUUAUGUCGGGUAUUCGGAAUUCGAGGGGCGGAUUGCUGAUGUGGAGGGGUUGCUGAAGAAGACGGCGAAGAUGAUUCAGGUGCAAGUUGAUGUGGUGGAUAAGAAGAUUGAGGGUGAGAUUGGGGGUUUGAGGAAGGAAAUGAAUGAGAGAAUUGAUGAGAAAGGUGCAUUUUUGGAGAGUGAGUUGAAGAAAUUGGAGUCAAAGAGUGAGGGAUUGGAGAGGUAUUUGGGUGAGUUGAAGACAGAGGAUUGGUUAUCAAAGGAAGAGUUUGACAAGUUUGUUGAGGAUUUGAGGAAGGCAAAGAAGGGAAGUGGUUAUGAGGGUGGGGGUUUGGAUGAGAUAAGGGAAUUUGCGAGGGAGGUGAUUGAGAAGGAGAUUGAGAAACAUGCUGCUGAUGGGCUUGGGAUGGUGGACUAUGCUCUUGCAAGUGGUGGAGCCGCGGUUGUGAGGCAUUCACAGGCGUAUGAUGCUGGUAGGGGGAACUGGUUCUUGUUGUCUGCCAAAAAUGGUGUCCACCACAAUGCGGAUAAGAUGUUGAAACCAAGCUUUGGUGAGCCGGGGCAGUGUUUCCCCUUGAAGGAUAGUAGAGGGUUUGUUCAGAUUAGGUUGCGCACUGCCAUCAUUCCUGAGGCUGUCACCUUGGAACAUGUAGCAAAGAGUGUUGCAUAUGAUAGAUCAAGCGCUCCCAAAGACUGCAGGGUCUCUGGUUGGCUGCAGGGCCGUAAUACUGAAUCUGUGAUUGAUACUGAAAGGAUGUUUCUUCUAGCAGAAUUUACAUAUGACCUUGAGAAAAGCAAUGCUCAAACUUUCAAUGUGUUGAAUUCAGCAGGUUCUGGUGUUGUUGACACAGUAAGGCUAGAUUUUACGUCAAACCAUGGAAACCCUUCACACACUUGUAUAUAUCGCUUGAGAGUUCAUGGUCACGAGCCUGACUCUGUUUCUAUGAUGGCAAUGGAGUCAUAAAUCAUCUUUUGUUUGCUUGGAAUUUUAUCAAGGUCCGUGUAAUUGUUCAGUAUUGUUUGUUUAGAUGUAGGAUAGGAAGACAUGGACUCCAUUGUUACCAGUUGCAGUCACUAAUGGUCCUUGUUAGAGUAUUUAACUUCUUAUUGCUGCUUCAAAUGGAUUUUGUAUGUAGUGUAUGAUUUCUCAAUUAGGCAGAUGGUAGAUUUUGGGUAUGCUCA